Messenger RNA from Xenia sp. Carnegie-2017, 1210 nucleotides. RefSeq lists its product as uncharacterized. The record is from RefSeq and is a predicted model, not a curated record. NCBI's taxonomy places the organism in Eukaryota, Metazoa, Cnidaria, Anthozoa, Malacalcyonacea, Xeniidae. Gene Ontology annotation, molecular function: protein binding. The transcript is spliced from 3 exons. The coding region runs from base 79 to 1011 and encodes 310 amino acids.
CGUUAGAGUUUUUCAGUUUUAUUUCAGCCCUUGUUGGAAAGAAGACAUCAGAGCAACUCAUCAAUUGUCUGAGAAAAUAUGCGACAUUCUUAUCUCGCGAUCAUUUUGAUUCUUCUUCUAGAGUCGUUACUAAUUGACGACUCCAUGUGCAGCAUGGUGAAACGAAGAGCACCCGAUGGAAAACUUUAUGUAUUUUCAAAGAGAGAAGGAUGCGUGUCCGUGCAAAGUGCAAGCCCUUGUACAUUGAAUUGGAAAUUGAAUACAUACAUUGCCAACGUUUACGAACAGGAAAAUGAGAUCGUUUCAGAUGCGCUCAAACUCUAUGCUCAACUUGGCUAUUCAUCUACAUGCAGAAAUGCUGUCAAAGAAGUCUUAUGUUCACAAGUGACACCGAAAUGUUCCGAAAGCAAUUACAGUCGAGAUUAUGGAAAUGUAACUAAGCUGUGCAACAACCUUUACUCUUAUUGUCCUUCAAGUUUUGUUAACAGUUUGAAGACAAACAACUGUUGCACGAAUUUGAAAAAGGGCAGACACUCUUACGGUGAAUGUGUUGCCAACACUGCAUACGUUACAGGUGCUUGUCCUCAGCCAAUGUUUAAGAUGACAACAGAGUUCCUUGAAGAUUAUCGAAAGAAGUCUGCUAGCGUCCAAAUGUUUUUGAAAAAUAUUACAAAUCAACGAUACAGUGAUGGAGGAAGGAUUUUUUCAGAUGCUUGUGUUUCACAAAUGAGGGAGAUCAGUUGUGUACCUAUCUAUUGUUCAGCAAAUGAAACUGAGCUCCUGGUAGAACUGGACAGUAACGAUUGCAACAGAGUAGUCCGUGACUGUUUCAAGGAGCCAUUGCAAAGAUUGUCGCCAUCAUCUGAUGUUGGGAAGCUUUUGAAUACUUUAAGAAAUCAACUUGGAACGUCUUGCAACAAAUAUCCAGCGUCUUCCUCUGACUUAAGAUUUGCACCCCCACAGAUUGCUGGAAACUCAUCUCUGACCAAAAUUUUACCAUCGGACAAUUAGUAGCUAUUUAAGCGAUAGCUUGUAACCGUUACUCCAUUGUACUAGUAAAAGAAAGCAGAUAAUAGUUUGAAAAAUAUACUCACUUUACACGAAGUUAAUGGACUCGUUAACUAUAAUAAUUAAAUCGAAGUUAAUAAGAAAAUAGGUAAAUGUAUGAAAAAUGGUAAUGGUUGAUUCAUAUUACAAGUCAAAAAGGCAA